This is a messenger RNA of Tigriopus californicus, 2421 nucleotides long. It is a transcript of the gene Lipt1, whose product is annotated as lipoyltransferase 1, mitochondrial-like. The transcript is spliced from 6 exons. Lineage: Eukaryota; Metazoa; Arthropoda; Copepoda; Harpacticoida; Harpacticidae. Gene Ontology annotation, cellular component: mitochondrion; cytoplasm. Gene Ontology annotation, biological process: protein lipoylation. The record is from RefSeq and is a predicted model, not a curated record. Gene Ontology annotation, molecular function: lipoyltransferase activity.
GACUCAGCACUCGGCUCUGCCGAGAGCCACUCGCCAGCCAGUCAGCUCCUUAGUAACUUAUUCUGCUCUGUAGUUCGGUGCGAGGGGAGGUCAGGCCCGUCGUCCUCCAUGCCUGUGAUCAUAGGUGCUCCUCCGUCUGUUCACUGGAUCUGGAUGGACUUGACUGGGGGUACUGGCUUCAUGGAUGUGGCCUGAGAGUGUGUGGCUUUGAGCGGGUAUCCCAAGUUCGGUCAGCUGGUUGGUACAUGGUGAGAAUCUUGAUCGUACGGGCCCGAGACCCUGCCAAACAAGAUCUGCCAGUGUCCAUGCAUUCAAAGAGUGGACUACAAUUCCCAAGUUCGAAUCAUUCCAAGUGGUUUGUCUCAUUCCAUUGUUGGAAAACGUCCGGUUAUUAUCUCCCGCCCUUGACUUGCUCAUUUGGACUCUCGCUCUUCUUCACGCCCACAGAUUCGGAUUGUCUAUCCAGGUGACUAAGCGCAAUUGAAACGCCACCGCCCACCCCCGCAUUUGAUACAGUUGGAUUUUCAUUCAUGUUGGUGGCUUGCUGACACCACCCACGGGAUCCAAAUGCCCUCAUUGAGUUCCGUGUUUCACGACUCUAUUGUCCUUCGACGAUCCGGAUUGGAUCGCCAUUUGACGGCCAAGUGGUUCCAUCUCACUUGGGAACUUCAUUGCUACCUCAUCCAUUUGUCAGCCCCUCGGGAAAGUAAUCAAACCUCUUGUUAGGAAGAGAAGCUAGUGGAAGUAGAGGUGAUUAAAUCGCUAUACAGCAUUGUCAUUUGUUUGGAGUGAGUGUGUGCCACAGAGUGAUUGCCAAACCUGCAUACAAGUAGUGAUUCAUUGCAAUUACUGUCCCUCGUGCCGCCGUCAAAAUGGCCUUGAACCUAGUGGGCAUGGCUCUAAAGGCCUCGGCACAGCGAGCUCUAUCCUUGACGGUGAACCAGUCGGCAUGCUCUUCAAUUGGCCAGUGGGGUUCCCGACACUUAUCCACCCGGUCAGAAGCCCAGAUCUAUCCACAAACCGAACCUGUGCGACAAGUGUUCAUAUCUCAGUCGUCAGAUAUCUUCACGAAUUUGGCUUUAGAGGAUUGGCUGUACCGUCACCACGACUUCAAGCGAAGGCAUCUUCUCCUGUUGUGGCGAAAUGACCCUUGCGUUGUUAUUGGUAGACAUCAAAACCCCUGGACCGAAUCGAACGUGCCUUAUAUCCGGAACUCGGAUGUGGAUUUGGCUAGACGCAACAGUGGCGGUGGCACCGUUUUUCAUGACAUGGGCAACAUCAAUUGCACCUUCUUCACACAAAGAUCCGAAUAUCAUCGAAAGCACAACUUGGACGUGAUCUGUUCGGCCAUUUGAAGGUUGACCGAUUUAAAUGUUAGCGUUAAUAAACGUGAAGAUAUCGUCUUGGAUGACAAAUAUAAGAUAUCUGGUACAGCCGCCAAGUUGGGUAAGGAUAAUGCUUACCAUCAUUGCACUGUUCUUGUGGAUGUGAAUGAAUGUGUUCUUCACGAGGCUCUCAACUCCAAAGCAACCGGAGUCGAAACGCGUGCCACUCAAAGUGUGCGAGUGCCCGUGAAGAAUGUGUGCGCUGUGGACCCCUCUGUAGAUGUGGAAUCGUUGCAAGAGUCUUUGGGCUGGGAAUUCCUUCGGACUUCCUUGGAUGGGCAAGAUGGCGGAAUGGAAGUGGCUUGUCAGCAGAGAGGGUUCCAAAUGAUACGCCCAGAUGAGAGCUGGUUCCCAGGAAUCACCAAACUGAGAGAGGAACUCCAAAGCCACCAAUGGAUUUUUGGCAAAACCCCGAAGUUCAAGAUCUCCAAACGCUUUGAUCUUCCCGAGAAGUUCUUCUCCUCGGUGUGCUCGGUGAAUUCGCCCGAAAUCGUGGUUGAACUCGAGGUCAAUCAAGGCACCAUUCAGAAUGUUCGAAUUCAACUGCCCUUCGGCCUUUUGGACGCUGAUUUUGACAUCUCGACCCUUAUGCACGGAUUGCCUUUUGGUGCGGACCUCCCCAGACUAGUCGAGGACAGACUUCUCGCUCAGUCUCAUGAGGAUCCGGCCACGAGGGACAAAAUUGAAUUCCUCGCCAAUUGCGUGGAAAAAUUGACCCGUGACGUGGUUUAAGCAACCAAUAGAAAGGCUAGUGGGUCUGUUAGUAAGUGAGCGACUGAGCCCGUGUGUUCGCGAAUGAAUGAGUCAAUGUUUGAGUCAAUGGAUUAACAUUUACAUAAAGUGAGAAAGACAGAACCGAAAGAAAAGACACAACUGUGUGGUGCAAGUUGGGGUCAAAUAGUCAUCCUUGUAUUUUUGAUACGAUUCCUCUUUUCUAAAUUUAUAGAUCGCUCAUGUUCAGUCUGAAAAUAAUAUGCCAUUAAAUCCUACCCUGAACGCAGGUAUCAGAUAUCUGAGUUGUCGGAACAACGUGCAA